CCCGACAGAAGAACUAGUGCACUUUUUUGUUGUGCAGAAUUUGUUUUAAAACAGUAGGCAUAUUUCAAGUACCAACCUGCUUCCUAAUUUUAGUUUACAAUGACAUUUCAUUUAGUACACCCUUCACAUUUUCAUCACUAAAACAAAAUUCUAUUUUAACUCUCUCUAUAUGAAUGAAUAUACCCUAAUCACCAAUUAUUUCUUUGUACCCACUUUUGCAUUUUAAUAGCACUAACAAAAUCAAUCUCAAAAGCAUCCUAAGCAAAUAUUACUACUAUAACAUAAACCUUUAAACUUGCAUCAGACAAUCAAGUUCUAAGUAUGGGGAAGAAUGGUGGAAGUUCUUCGUGGUUUAGCGCGGUGAAGAAGGCAUUUAGGUCUCCUAGUAAAGAAAAACAGAACAACAGUGAUAAGAGAAGUUGUAGAAGUGAAGAUCUUGAGCAACAAGAACAAGAAAAGAGAAGAGGAAAGCGUAGGUGGAUGUUCGGAAAGCCCUUAAACACAAAUGACGCGACAAAGGUUACAUAUAUUAAGAAUCAUGCUAGUGAAAAUGCUGGUAUUGUAACACCAAAUGUGGCUGCAGAGGAGGAAAGAAAGAAUGCCAUCGAGGUGGCAAUGGCGACUGCUGCAGCUGCUGAGGCAGCAGUCGCAACAGCUCAGGCUGCAGUUGAGUUUAUCAGGAAGACUAGGCCAUGCAUUUUGGUCAAAGAAAAUCAAGCUGCUGUUAUCAUUCAGAAAGCCUUUAGAGGAUAUCUGGCAAGACGUGCAUUAAGGGCACUGAAAGGGCUGGUAAAGCUGCAGGCAUUAGUAAGAGGUCACAAUGUGAGGAAGAGAACAACAUUGACUCUAACACGUAUGCAAGCUAUCUUUCGAGUUCAAGCUAGAGUUUGUGAUCAACGUCGCAGACUUUCAGUCUCACGCGAGGGCAGCCUCAGUUCCAGUUCUUUCACUGACAAAAUUCCCCUGUCAAAAGACGGCGAAUGGGAUGAAUUUCAGAGUGUUGAAAAAGAAAUUGACUCGAGUUCCAUCCUUGGAAUGACCCAGGAAGAUGUUUGGGAAUCUGAAAGGGAACUUGCUUAUGCCUUCUCUGACAAGAUGUGGAAAUCUCGCAUGAAAGAAUCCGACGAAAAACUAGAUGGAGCUGUGGAUUGGAGGGAAGCCAUUCGGUGGGAAAGACCAGGCAGAUACUCUUGUGAUCAAAGACUGCCCAUCAAAUUACAUCAAGUAGACUACGCAAAUCACAGGUCAAGUUUUCACAAAAUCAGGGAGAAAAAUCCUUACCAGCAGAUCAAAUUAAGUCCGUAUUCGUCUUUCCAAACACCCAAACCACACCAACCCGAACUCAAACAUCUACAAGUUCAUUCUGCUAGCCCCCGUUGCAUGAGACAACAGGAACCAAUCUACCUAAAGUCCCAGACACCGCGCUUGAGUUGCUCUUACCGAAACAACACUGCAGUGCCAAGUUACAUGGCAGACACUGCAUCUGCUAAGGCUCGAAUUAGAUCACAAAGUGUGCCUAGAGAACAAAGGCCUUCCACGCCUGAGAGAGAGGGAAUAGGAAUUCCAAAAAGGCGCUUAUUUUUCGGAUCAUCAGAAGAGGUAGCUUCACCAUCUUGCAGAAAUACUCCAAGGGUGCAGAGAUAAGCUGAUAUUGAACUGUGAAGUCUGACUAUAACUGUAAUUCUUGUAUAUUUGAUUGAUAGUUUGUUUUAUCUAGCGUUUCAUGGAAGUUGAAGUAGUAACAUCAUAGGCUGAUGCAAUUUGAGUUCUGGCUGUA
Molecule: messenger RNA, 1777 nt
Organism: Chenopodium quinoa (quinoa)
Lineage: Eukaryota; Viridiplantae; Streptophyta; Magnoliopsida; Caryophyllales; Amaranthaceae
Product: protein IQ-DOMAIN 14-like
Exons: 5
Coding region: 322-1644 (440 amino acids)
Molecular function (GO): protein binding
Source: RefSeq, a predicted model, not a curated record